Messenger RNA from Penicillium malachiteum, 2577 nucleotides. It is a transcript of the gene pakA, whose product is annotated as mitogen-activated protein kinase kinase kinase kinase STE20. The transcript is spliced from 4 exons. Gene Ontology annotation, biological process: regulation of MAPK cascade; protein phosphorylation; intracellular signal transduction. NCBI's taxonomy places the organism in Eukaryota, Fungi, Ascomycota, Eurotiomycetes, Eurotiales, Aspergillaceae. The record is from RefSeq and is a predicted model, not a curated record. Gene Ontology annotation, molecular function: protein serine/threonine kinase activity; ATP binding. Gene Ontology annotation, cellular component: cytoplasm. The coding region runs from base 1 to 2577 and encodes 858 amino acids.
AUGAGUGAAAGGUUAUCAUUGAAAUUCCGUCGACCAUCGAGCAAACUGCAGAAGGAUCCCCCUAGCUUCAGUUCGCGCAUUCUUCGGAGUCAUCAAAGCGCAACUUCCCUCAAACGUCAUCCCUCCGCCCCCGUCUAUCCACGCACCUCUCCUAACGGUACUCACGAGCACACCCGCUCACGAUCCAACGCCGCUGCCGUCUACGGCUCCUCUACUUCGUCACCGGAUCAGCAUAGCGACAGUCAGUCGUCCGGUCAUACCGAUCCCUCAUAUUUCCCCAACUACAGUUCUCGAUCACGCCAAAAUCGAUUCUCCUAUGACCAGCACAGCCCGGAUGAAUUAAAUACUACGGGUAGUACUCCCUACGAGACGCGGGGCAUGCUGAGUGCCUUGGAUGAGAAUACUGAAACAGACGCCUCAUCGCCAUCCCAUCAACCCCCACCAAUACGGUCCCAGCACUCUAGUCCAGAUACCCGCCAUCGUUCAAUUCUCAGACAAUCCGCCAGUUUCACCACUUUACCCUCUCGAAUGGAUUCCUUCGCACACCGGGAUACCGAGCGGGCCCAGACCUCUAAGCGGUAUUCGGAUGAGGCAGGUGCGAGCAAUGGAAGCAAUAUUCCCACCCGUGGGAGGAGUAAGAAGGCCAGCUUCUCCAGCUUCGUCAAUAGUAUGCUGGGUUCCCCUCGCAAUAUCAAGAUCUCCGCCCCGGAGAACCCUGUUCAUGUCACCCACGUCGGCUAUGACAACCAGACCGGCCAGUUCACAGGCUUGCCUAAGGAAUGGCAGCGACUAUUGCAGGAGAAUGGUAUUUCGAAGAAGGAACAGGAGGAGCACCCGCAGACCAUGAUGGAUAUCAUGCGAUUUUACGAGAAAAAUACCCGUGGCGAUGACGAUGAAGUGUGGCACAAGUUUGACAACGCAUAUGCCAGCAAGAACAACGAACCAGCGUCCUCUCCGCCCGGAAGUCCACGCUUUCCCCAGAAUCACGAAGGUAGUUUUGAGAAUCCUCGGUCACCCCCACCCGUCCCUCGUGGACCUCCUAGCGCACCUUCACCAGCUCCCAUGGCUACCGUGCCCAUGUCUCCGCCCUUGGGAAGCCUGGUACCGCAUCGCGCACCUCCCAAGCCUCCCAGCAUGAUUCCAGCAAGGCCACCACCGCAGCCUCCCAUAUCGCAGGGAAUCGCCUCCCAGCGAUCGCCAGAUACCUAUGGACCCGGCACCCCGCCAAUCCCCGAGACUCAACCGUUAUCCACGGACCAGCGUACACCUAUCAGCUCUCGCAAUGGCACACCGACCCCGAAGUCAGCGACUGUUGCCAAUCCGACCCAGUAUCAACGACAGCAGGAACAGAUUAUGGCUGCGGCCCAGCAAGCGAUCGCAUCUAAACAACUAGACCGGAGCCGUCAGCAGCAGCAGCAGCAGCAGCAACAACAACAACAGCAACAGCUGCAACAACAACAAUUGCAGCAACAACUGCACGAACAAGAGUUACAGGCCCAAGCUCAUCGGCAACAGCUCCAGGCUCAACAGCAACAACAGCAGCUCCAAGCCCAGCAGCACCCUCAAGUGGCCCCGAUUGCGACGAAUAUUCCUCCAAUCUCAGCCGAGGCAUCAGUAGCCCGGGCACCCCCUGCCGCUCGACCUCGUCAGCCUAAGCGCCAAAGCAACCUCAUGGACGUACGACAGCGCUUGUUGAGUAUAUGUCACCCGGGCGAUCCCACCCAGAUAUAUUACAACCUCAACAAGAUCGGUCAAGGUGCUUCCGGUGGUGUUUUUACCGCCUAUGAAAAUGGGACCAACAACUGUGUGGCCAUCAAGCAGAUGAACUUGGACCUUCAACCUAAGAAAGACUUGAUCAUCAACGAGAUUCUGGUUAUGAAGGACAGUAAGCACAGGAAUAUUGUCAAUUUCCUAGAGAGUUUCCUUCACGGUCUCGAUUUAUGGGUUGUCAUGGAGUAUAUGGAGGGAGGCAGUCUUACAGACGUGGUCACAUUUAACAUCAUGAGUGAGGGUCAAAUUGCAGCCGUUUGCCGAGAGACACUCGGCGGACUUCAGCACUUGCACUCCAAGGGUGUUAUUCAUCGUGAUAUCAAAUCUGAUAACAUCCUUCUCUCAUUGGAUGGUAACAUUAAGCUGACCGAUUUCGGUUUCUGUGCCCAAAUCAACGACUCUCAAAAUAAGCGCAACACCAUGGUCGGAACACCAUACUGGAUGGCCCCUGAAGUUGUCACCCGCAAGGAAUACGGUCGCAAGGUUGAUAUCUGGAGUCUGGGUAUUAUGGCUAUUGAGAUGAUCGAUGGCGAGCCACCAUACUUGACGGAGUCGCCGCUUCGCGCUCUAUACUUAAUCGCCACAAAUGGUACCCCCACCAUCAAAGAUGAGCAUAACUUGUCAUCAACGUUCCGGGACUUCCUACACCUUGCCCUCAAGGUGGACCCGGAGAAGCGAGCUUCUGCUCACGACCUCCUUAAGCACCCAUUCAUGUCUAUCUGCUCACCAUUGUCGCACCUCGCCCCUCUGGUCAAGGCAGCUCGCCAUAGCCGUGCCCAGGAGAAGGCACAGAAGACUAGCCCUUAA